This is a messenger RNA of Zootermopsis nevadensis, 2303 nucleotides long. RefSeq lists its product as uncharacterized. The record is from RefSeq and is a predicted model, not a curated record. NCBI's taxonomy places the organism in Eukaryota, Metazoa, Arthropoda, Insecta, Blattodea, Termopsidae.
UGUUAUAAAAGGGAAAUUUAUCAUUUUGACGAAGCUUCAGUGGCCAUUCUGCACCAGACUAACUCUUCACCAACUAGUGCUCUUGUCAGUCACACAGUUAAGAGUUGAGAGAUAGUACGGAUCUACAACGCCUUCGUCAGGUCACAACAUCACGAUGCCUCGACUGGCGCAGCCCAUUGCUCUGAGGAGAAAAACUCUGCUGAAACUGAUGGAUAUACUGUAUGACAAAUUUCGAGAAUGGAUUGCAAAACUCUCUCGGGCAGCGGAAACUGGCCGUGAGGAUUAUCUGCGGCAGGUACAAAACGUGGCGAAAGAAAGCCAAGACAUUAAUAAAAUUCUAACAGCCCUGCCGAUACAGAUUACUGAAGACCUAAUUCCUAUUAUACAGCAGAUUAUCGGUUCUAUCGCGUGGCUUGACGCGAAUGAUGAAAAAUUCAAGGCUGCUGCUUCUUAUGACGAAGAAAAUUACAACUCUGUGUGUCGAAGCAUGCUUAGAUCUGUGUUACUUGCUACCACCAGGCACUAUAAUACGGCACACCUAUCGUCCAGUUUCGUACUGAAGCUAUUAAUUCAAGCUAUGGAAAUUACAAGCAAUUUAAAAGUUUUUGUUCUCGAUACUAAAACAGAAACUGAUCUCUCUACUGUAAUGGCAAGUAAUAUCCACUUUUUAAAAAAACUGCAGUUAUUCACAUAUUUUUUUGGUUGUACAGACGAAGUGGUAGAACAGCUGGGAUUGCACUGCACUGAUCUGAGGUUACUCAUUAUCCCUCAUUCAUCUGCUGUUACAGAUGCUUCUGUACCUCAUAUAAUAAAACUCAAGAAAUUAAUUUAUGUAGAUAUAUUGAACACGCAAGUCAGUUGCGAACUAUAUGGAAUGCUACUUUCAGAAUCGCAGAACAUUGAAAAUGUCCACUACUUAAGUCGGAAUCAUGACACUUUAGGUAACAUUUCAGCAGAAAAUCUCUCAAGGAUAAAGAUAGUCACUGGGUAUAAAACAAGUAUCGACACUAUUGUAGAGAAAUGCCCCAACAUCACGGUUCUAGUAAUGCAUCAUAUUACCGCAGAUGUUUCGAACAUGACUGCAUUAACUCGUCUGACAAUACUGCGCGUGAGUAACGGCGACUAUUGUACAUCUAAUCUUAACGCUGCCUUUCAAGGUAUGGGUCACAGACUUUUCGAACUCAUGCUGCAUAAUAUUAAAAAUCUAAACAUUGCCCACAUCAUAACGUUUUGUCCUUGCUUGGAAAAUCUAGGUGUUGAAAGGAGCACAUUUUCAUCAGACCAAAAUACCCUGGAUCCUGGAAAUCCUCAUUUUAAGAGUGUAAAAUUUUUAAGAAUAUUAGAAACAUCCGAAAAUGAAGUAUUUCUGCAACACUUGAGAAAUUACAUCAAUUUGGAUACGUUACAGUGCGAUAAAGUGAAAGAAAUAGAUGAUAGUUUUGUGAGUGAAACUAUACGUACAGGCGGACUCAAAAACAUUGCUAACUUUCUCGUUGUUAAUGCUGGGGAUUUGACUAUGAGAACUGUUGAGCUGCUGAUAAGUAAUUGUCACCAACUGUUUACGUUGGGAUAUUUGUCACGUUGGAGUGGUCUUAAUCCAGAGCUUAUUUCGAACAUUAAUAUUACAGUGAGGACGCGAAACCUCGAUAUACAAAUACUGUAAUCAAACAUAUACAGACAUUUCUUUUAAAGUAUUUUAAAUAAGCUCAGGAGGGUUAUUUAUACAUAUAUGUUAAUACACAUUUUACUGUGAAGUAUCUUUCGAUUUGUGACUUUCAUCUGAAGCGCAAAUUUAAUUUGUGAUACAGCUUAGUUUUUAUUAUGCAAGUGGAUUUUAUACUUAUUUAGGUUAUUAAAAUAUGAAUAUAACUCUGAUAUUACAAAUCAAUGUGUAAUUUUUAAACUGAUACAGUUAUUCAUAGUAAUAACAUUUUGUAAAGAAGUGAUUUAACAAUUUUAAUUUUUGAGAUAGUUAAAAUAAAAGAAACGUACAAUUUUAAGUCACGCUUAUCAGAGCACUUGGUUGUUUUAUAUCCAUUUAUUACGUUUAUCUAUUAAUUUUGUAAGACGUGGCAUAAUUAAUCGUCCAAGAGUAUAAUAUGCAAAAAUUAAAAUGUGACGUGUAACUAAACACAAAACUGGUUGAAAUGAACAUAAAUUUCGUAACUAUAUACAUUAUAUAUAUAUUCCUGGUAAGCAUAAAAGGUUGAAACUCAAUCUAAUUAAUUACGUUUUAGAUAUGUAAACGGUUUGUACUGCUUGAUAUUCCAAACACUUUAAUAAAAAUGCUUAGAAAUAAACUA